Molecule: messenger RNA, 1086 nt
Organism: Striga hermonthica
Lineage: Eukaryota; Viridiplantae; Streptophyta; Magnoliopsida; Lamiales; Orobanchaceae
Source: the annotation of a GenBank genome assembly
AUGAAAUUAGCUCCAUCACUAAAGCCUCCGAUGAAGAUAAUCUCCUCGACUCCGGUGGCUACAACCACCGCCACCACCACCACCAUCGCCGCCAGUACUAUUUUCCGGUCACAAUCGCCUUAUUCAUUUUCACCGUCUUCGGGGCCGAAUAAAUCAGUUACAACAUCAAACUUAUCUUCUCCCAUCAUGCAAGACAAUGUUACAUUCCAAAACCUACCUUCUAAGGUAAAUGAAGAGAACAAAAUACUUGAGGACACACUUAGAAAAGCAGUGAUGAAGGACAAUAAAACAGUGAUAAUGACCACCCUAAACGCGGCGUGGACACAGCCAAAUUCCAUUUUCGACCUUUUCAUAGAGAGCUUCAAAAUUGGAAACGGGACCGAAAAGCUGUUGAGGCAUGUCGUGGUCGCGACUUUGGACCAAAAGGCUCAUUCUCGUUGUUUGAAAGCCCGAUUUCUCCACUGUUACGCUCUCACCACCCAAGGUGUCGACUUUUCCGGCGAAGCCUUUUUCAUGUCCGAAGAUUAUUUGAAGAUGAUGUGGAGGAGGAUUGAUUUUCUAACAACGGUUCUUCAGAUGGGAUUUGACUUCGUUUUCACGGAUGCUGACGUGAUGUGGUUGCGGGACCCAUUCAAAAAGUUCUAUCAAGACGUUGACUUUCAAAUUGCCUGCCACUACUAUUCGUUCAACUCCACGGACCGGAACAACUUGCCGAAUGGGGGUUUCAAUUAUGUUCGGUCCAACAAUCGAACUGUCCGGUUCUACAAAUUCUGGUACGAGAGUCGAGAACGCUUCCCGGGGCAACACGACCAAGACGUGCUUAACAUAAUCAAGUUUGACCCGUUUAUCCAAGAUAUUGGGCUGGGGAUCCGGUUUCUGGACACGGCCUAUUUCGGCGGGUUCUGUGAGCCCAGCGAGGAUCUGGACCUUGUGGUCACUAUGCAUGCAAAUUGCUGUUUUGGGCUGGGCAACAAGGUCCAUGACAUUAGGAUGGUGAUUGAUGACUGGAAAAAGUAUUUGUCGUUAUCUUCUAGUGGACGCAAUUUGAGUAACAGGUCAUGGACUGUUCCAAGAAUUUGUGGGUAA